Messenger RNA from Acanthoscelides obtectus, 156 nucleotides. NCBI's taxonomy places the organism in Eukaryota, Metazoa, Arthropoda, Insecta, Coleoptera, Chrysomelidae. The record is from the annotation of a GenBank genome assembly.
AUGCGUCAACUGCUUCUUCUGGUGACUGGAACCUUUGACCACGCAGUCUAUCGGGAUUAUAUGGAGAAUGGUCCAAUAAUUCCACGUUUUCUUCCGUUAAAUACUGCCUUGUUUUUUGGGCUGUGUGCGAGCUUGCAUUGUCUUGGUGGAGGAUGA